This is a messenger RNA of Clonostachys rhizophaga, 435 nucleotides long. NCBI's taxonomy places the organism in Eukaryota, Fungi, Ascomycota, Sordariomycetes, Hypocreales, Bionectriaceae. The record is from the annotation of a GenBank genome assembly.
AUGGGUGGCCUCCCAAGCCCCGAAGAUGUCCGCCAACUUCUGGGUCCGCCCAAGCAGACCGCCCUCCCGUUCAACAACGUCAACCAAGCGUCGGAGGAGGAACGGGCCCUCCAGAAGAACUGGCCCAUGUUCCCUCGUGGGCCGCUGAGGGACUACCUAGAUGGGUUUGUGCGGAUGCACAAUCGACCCUCGGGCAUCGAGGGUCUUAGGCUUGUGGGUGGUAGAUCCAUCUAUUUUUGCCCAUUCUGCCUGUCGGAUACGGCACAAUGGGCUUCAGGGAUUGAUUUGAUCAACCACCUCGACAGUAUGCAUCGAACUGGGAGGUUUCGGCCACUCAAGUCUCGGUUUUUACCCCUUCUGCCUUCCUCUGGGCUUCCAUUUUCGCUGCUUCCACUCUUUUUGCACUCCCUGGCUAAAAAACAGUCGGCAAUUUAA